Messenger RNA from Microcebus murinus (gray mouse lemur), 1769 nucleotides. Lineage: Eukaryota; Metazoa; Chordata; Mammalia; Primates; Cheirogaleidae. The record is from RefSeq and is a predicted model, not a curated record.
UGUCGUACGUAGGGCACGCUUGAGGACCCGGGAAAAGGAAGUGUGAGGGCCACUGGGAAGGGAGAGGGGUUUCACUAUUUCCGGACAAUGGCCUGACCAUGAAGGCAAAAGGAACUUCAAAUCCCAGCACCACCCGCGGCCUUGUAGCCCCGCCCCGAGGAACUACAGGUCCCGGUAGGCAUCGCGGCAGCACUUACGGCGCUGGCCGGGACGUGGUGACGAAGACAGUUGCCAUGGAGUUACUCCGAGUAACCCUGAGAUAGUGUGACGCUAAGGCUGGAGAGAAAGCAACUGCUGGGGGUAUUUCCAUUUUAACAGGGAACAAUCCCUAAACCCAAAGGAAUGAAUCCCUAAUGGUGGAGUUUCAGGCAUCAGUGACAGGCUGAACCUAGACUCCGAGGACACAUGCUUAUACCUGCUGAAUGAUGGCCUGAACUAUGAGCAGAAGAGACUAUAUGAACACUUUGGUGCAGGAGCCCCCUCUUGACUACUCCUUCAGAAGCAUCCAUAUCAUCCCAGAUCUGGUAAGCGAGGAUCCGAGGCCAGGGCUACGACCACUGAGGCACUCAAAGUCGGGGAAGUCACUGACCCAGUCCCUGUGGCUGAAUAACAAUGUCCUCAACGACCUCGAACACUUCAACGAGGUGGUUUCACAGCUGCUAGCGUAUCCACAGAACCUGGCCUGGAUUGACCUGUCCUUCAAUGACCUGACUUCCAUUGAUCCUGUCCUAACAACUUUCUGCAACCUGAGUGUCAUCUACCUUCACGGCAACAGCAUCCAUCGCCUGAGCGAGGUGAACAAGCUGGCUGUCCUCCCUCGGCUACGGAGCCUCACACUCCAUGGAAACCCCAUGGAGGAGGAGAAGGGGUAUAGCAGACCUGGUUAUCCCCCCUCCUAUCCUGUGCUCUGGUCUUCCCUAAGCAGGAGCCUUCAGCCCAGGGAUCCCUGCACCCAGGCCCAGGUAGAGACCAUGUCCCCAGCCAUUGCUCUGGCCUUCCUGCCACUGGUGGUGACAUUGCUGGUGCGGUACCGGCACUACUUCCGACUGCUGGUACGCACAGUCUUGCUGCGGAGCCUCCGAGACUGCCUCUCAGGGCUGCGGAUCGAAGAGCGGGCCUUCAGUUAUGUGCUUACCCAUGCCCUGCCUGGUGACCCCAGUCACAUCCUCACCACCCUGGACCACUGGAGCAGCCACUGCGAGUACCUGAGCCACAUGGGACCUGUCAAAGGUCAGAUCCUGAUGCGGCUGGUGGAGGAGAAGACCCCUGCUUGUGUGCUGGAGCUAGGCACCUACUGCGGAUACUCCACCCUGCUUAUUGCCCGUGCCCUGCCCCCUGGGAGCCGCCUUCUCACUGUGGAGCGGGACCCUCGCACAGCAGCAGUGGCUGAAAAAAUCAUCCGCCUGGCUGGCUUUGACGAGCACACGGUGGAGCUCAUUGUGGGCAGCUCAGAGGAGGUGAUCCCGCGCCUACGCACCCAGCACCAGCUGAGUCGUGCAGACCUGGUGCUCCUGGCACACCGGCCCCGAUAUUACCUGCGGGACCUGCAGCUGCUGGAGGCCCAUGCCCUACUGCCAGCUGGUGCCACUGUGUUAGCUGACCAUGUGCUCUUCCCUGGUGCACCCCGGUUCUUGCAGUACACCAAGAGCUGUGGCCGCUACCGCUGCCGCAUCCACCACACUGGUCUCCCAGACUUCCCUGCCAUCAAGGAUGGCAUAGCCCAGCUCACUUAUGCUGGACCUGGCUGAGGUCCAGGUCUAGGGGUACUU